CCCAAGUUCAGAAUAACCCUGAGGACCAGACAGCAGGAUGGCAGGGGCCCUGCUCAGCGCCCUGUUCCUCUUGCAGCUUCUCGGCCGAGGCGAGGGGAAGAACGAGGAGUUGCGCCUUUAUCACCAUCUUUUCGACAAUUAUGACCCACAGUGCAGGCCAGUGAGGAGGCCCGAGGACACGGUCAGCAUCAACCUCAAGGUCACCCUGACCAACCUCAUCUCACUGAACGAGAAAGAGGAGACCCUCACCACCAGCGUCUGGAUUGGAAUCGACUGGCACGAUUACCGCCUCAACUUCAGUAAGGAGGACUUUGGGGACAUAGGCACCCUGCGGGUCCCAGCACAACACGUAUGGCUACCAGAGAUUGUGCUGGAAAACAACAUCGACGGCCAUUUCGGCGUGGCCUACGACUGCAACGUGCUGGUCUCCGAGGGCGGCUACGUGAGCUGGCUGCCCCCCGCCAUCUACCGCAGCACCUGCGCCGUGGAGGUCUCCUACUUCCCCUUCGACUGGCAGAACUGCUCGCUCGUCUUCCGCUCUCAGACGUACAAUGCCCAAGAGGUGGAGUUCGCCUUUGUGGUGGGAGAUGACGGCGAACCCAUCAGCAAGAUCGAUAUUGACACGGAGGCCUACACCGAGAACGGCGAGUGGGCCAUCGACUUCUGCCCCGGGGAGAUCCGCCGCCAGGACAGAGACCCCGCUGACGGUCGCGGGGACUUUGACAUCGUAUACUGGCUCAUCAUCCGCCGGAAGCCGCUCUUCUACAUCAUUAACAUCAUCGUGCCCUGCGUGCUCAUCUCGGGCCUGGUGCUGCUCCCCUACUUCCUGCCGGCGCAGGCCGGCGGCCAGAAAUGCACCGUCUCCAUCAACGUCCUGCUCGCCCAGACCGUCUUCCUGUUCCUAAUUGCCCAGAAAAUCCCAGAGACGUCUCUGAGCGUGCCGCUGCUGGGCAGGUACCUCAUCUUCGUCAUGGUGGUGGCCACGCUCAUUGUCAUGAAUUGCGUCUUCGUGCUCAACGUGUCUUUGCGGACGCCCGCCACUCACGCCACGUCCCCGCGGCUGCGCCACGUCUUGCUAGAGCUGCUGCCGCGCCUCCUGGGCUCGGGCGCGCCCCCGGAGGCCCCCGGGGCAGCCUUGCCCCCAAGGCGGGCAUCGUCCGUGGGCCUAUUGCUCCGCGCCGAGGAGCUGAUACUGAAAAAGCCGCGGAGCGAGCUCGUGUUUGAGGGGCAGAGGUACCGGCACGGCACCUGGACCGCUGCCCUCUACCAGAGCCUGGGCGCCGCCGCCCCCGAGAUCCGCUGCUGUGUGGAUGCCGUGAACUUCAUGGCCGAGAGCACGCGAGACCAGGAGGCCAGCGGCGAGGAGGUGUCCGACUGGGUGCGCAUGGGGAAGGCCCUGGACAACAUCUGCUUCUGGGCGGCGCUGGUGCUCUUCAGUGUGGGCUCCAGCCUCAUCUUCCUGGGGGGCUACCUAAACCAGGUGCCCGACCUGCCCUACCCACCGUGCAUCAAGACCUGAGCUGGUGCCGCACCGAUUUCAACUUUCCUGUCCAUCUCCAGGAGGAAAUAGAUUUUGAAAAACAAGUUGCUACCACUGCUAUAUUAUUUACCGCCACGGAUAAUAAGUCAGUAUUUUGUAAACA
This is a messenger RNA of Eptesicus fuscus (big brown bat), 1643 nucleotides long. It is a transcript of the gene CHRNE, whose product is annotated as cholinergic receptor nicotinic epsilon subunit. Gene Ontology annotation, molecular function: acetylcholine-gated monoatomic cation-selective channel activity; transmembrane signaling receptor activity. The record is from RefSeq and is a predicted model, not a curated record. Gene Ontology annotation, cellular component: synapse; postsynaptic membrane; neuron projection. The transcript is spliced from 12 exons. The coding region runs from base 38 to 1519 and encodes 493 amino acids. Gene Ontology annotation, biological process: nervous system process; monoatomic ion transmembrane transport; chemical synaptic transmission. Lineage: Eukaryota; Metazoa; Chordata; Mammalia; Chiroptera; Vespertilionidae.